AUGGUGAUUUCUUUGCCACUAGUACUGAAAUCUGAAGAUUCUGCAAAUCUUAUUCAACAAAACUGGUGGAAGCUUUUAGAUUCUGCUGAACUAAAGCGAAGCUCUAUAUCUUUCUUUGACGUUGAGAACCAUGAAACUGCCAUUUCGCGUUGGUCUAGAGCGAGAACAAGAGCCGCUAAGGUUGGUAAAGGUUUAUCGAAAGAUUUCAAAGCUAGGAAACUUGCUUUGCUGCAUUGGCUUGAAGCAAUCGAUCCAAGGCAUCGGUAUGGACAUAAUCUACACUUUUAUUAUGAUAAAUGGCUCAAGAGUCAGAGCAUGGAACCCUUUUUCUAUUGGCUAGAUAUUGGAGAAGGAAAGGAAGUAAAUCUUGAGAAGUGUUCUCGAGCUAAACUUCAACAACAGAGUGUUAAAUAUCUUGGUCCUAUGGAAAGAUUGUCUUAUGAAGUUGUUGUGGAAGAUGGAAAGUUGUUGUACAAAGAAUCAGGAGAGUUCCUUCACACUAUAAAAGAAGGCUCACGUUCCAAGUGGAUUUUUGUCCUUAGCACAUCGAAGAAGUUAUAUGUUGGUAAAAAGAAGAAAGGCUCAUUUCAGCAUUCUAGUUUUUUGGCUGGUGGAGCCACAUCUUGUGCUGGAAGACUGGUUGUUGAACAUGGUGUCUUAAAGGCUGUUUGGCCUCACAGUGGUCAUUAUCGUCCAACAGAAGAGAAUUUUAAGGAUUUUACUUCAUUCCUUGAAAAGAAUAAUGUGGACCUUUCCAAUGUGAAGAUGGGUGGAGUUAAUGACGGAAUACACACAUUUGAAGAGGACUUAACUGGGAACAUGAGUGGUUUAGAGGAUGAAUAG
Molecule: messenger RNA, 843 nt
Organism: Lathyrus sativus (Indian pea)
Lineage: Eukaryota; Viridiplantae; Streptophyta; Magnoliopsida; Fabales; Fabaceae
Source: the annotation of a GenBank genome assembly